AGCCGUUUUGGCACAAGCCUUUUGCCUGAGUUGCUUUGGAUAAUUUGUUCAUCCCUCGCAUCUUAGGGUUCUUGGCCGACGGACGCGAUGGCAGGCGCUACCCCGCUCCCGCGUGCGCUAUGGUGUUGUGCGGCGUGGGUUGCGACGUCACCGUCGGUGCACACCGCCACGGCGGCGGCGGCGGCGGCAUGCACAACUGACGGAGAUUGCUCCUUGAACGGCGCUUGUCAGAAUGGUGUGUGUGCCUGCGACAAGCCAUGGUCAGGGCCUGCAUGCGACUCGAUGGCCUUCUUACCCGUGGCCCCCGUGCAGGGCUACGGCAUGAGCCCCAACCUCACCACUUGGGGUGGCAAUGCAUUGUAUGAUGAGAAGACGCAGGAGUACCAUCUGUUCGUUAGUGCCAUGACCAAUGGGUGCCCGUUAUCGACGUGGGGCGGCAACUCUCGGAUCGAGCAUGCCGUCGCCAAGACCAUAACAGGUCCAUACACUUUCAAGGAUGUGGCCAUCAACACGUGGGCGCACAAUGCGGCCCCCGUUGCGCUGAAAGACGGUACGUACGCCAUCUUUCACAUCGGCACGGGUGCCGGACCACCAGAUGGAGGUAAGAAUUGUUCGCAGGACCGUGCGGUUGGCGUGGCUUACGCAGAGGAGGAUCGACAGCGCGAUCUGCAGGACAUGGCCAGCAACGAGCCGUCGGCGUCAGCCGGCUCCACCAUCCACUAUGCAGCUUCCUUGGACGGUCCCUGGCUUCCUUUGAAGGUCAACACGCUGGGGGGGUGCAACAACCCGGCCCCGUGGGUGCACAAAAACGGCACGAUCUACAUUGUGUGUGGCGGCUCCUUCAGGCGCUCUGAGAGCAUAUCAGGGCCUUGGACAACUGUCGCCACUUUCUCCCAUGCUGGGGGUCCGCCUGGGCACUACGAGGACCCAUUCUUGUACAACACUGAUCGGGGGUGGCACUUGAUCUACCACGUGUACAACACCGUUGAGCAUCCGCCCCACGGCCACGAGUGCGUCGACUCGACAGUGUCGGCACACGCCUUUUCUGAAGAUGGGUUUACGUGGCGCACCUCCGCCGUACAGCCCUACGGCACACAGGUCAAGCUCACUACUGGUGAAACAGUUACCGUCGCUACUCGCGAGCGGCCAAAGCUGAACUUCAACGUGGCUGGACAGAUGACGCACCUGUUCAACGGCGUCUGCGGUGCCGCCGCUUGUCCGCACGGACCGAAGACAGGCUGCGUGGAUUGUAAGUACGGGUAUUGGGAUUACACGUUGGUGCAACCCCUGGAUCUGGGCACAGCUUCUUCAGAUGAGCCGCCAGCGUUCGUGGUCUGAGGUGCGACACUUACUUUGUUCCACAUCGGUUCCUGAUCCGAACGGGCGCUGGCGCCAGUUGUGCUCAGGCCUUGCCAGCUAUCGUUUUCGGAUGUGCCCCCCAAACAGUGCCUGCACAGGGGCUCCUGCUUAGCUCACUCGAGGAGCUGGAUGUGAUGGGCCUGAUUUCCUCCUCCUCCUCCUCCUCCUCCUCCUCGUCCUCCUCCUCCUCCUCCUCCUCCUCCUCCUCCUCCACCCCCUCGCCCCCUCCAACUUCUGGUGGUGGUCGUG
Molecule: messenger RNA, 1608 nt
Organism: Prorocentrum cordatum
Lineage: Eukaryota; Dinophyceae; Prorocentrales; Prorocentraceae
Source: the annotation of a GenBank genome assembly